AUGUCUGGCAUGCUUGCAGCGCUCUCGGCUAUGAUCAAUCAGCGCUCAUCGGGCCAAUUGGCCGGGCAAUCACUCGCCUCGCCUUCGCCAGUUCAUGCUCAAUACCAGGCUCAUCAGCCAUUCAGCAGACCUGCUGACUACCCGCAAGACGGCACGCAACCUGCCAGACGACGGCAUCUUACCGUCAAAGCCGUCAGGCCGGAAGAUCUCGAUCCCAGUGCAGUCGCGGCUGCGAACGCGACCGCGUCACAUUUCUUUGCAGCUCCUCCUCCCCAGCCUGACGUCAGCGCAUCGGGCGGCUUCAUACGUCCAGGCGAAGAACAUCUAUAUUCGGCUCAUAGGCCGACGAGCAUGCGUCCCGCUGUUGCGAGCACGAAUGCAAGCAAGCGUGGCGCAGGACUGACGGACGAAUUCGAUAGUUUUCGUUCGCACGCCAGUCUUGCAAAGCCUCAGCUCUCGAGCGAUAAGACUGAGCAAGCGUCAAAGAUGCCGCCACGAAAGCGAUUGAUGCGCGAGGACGAUCUACAAGCGCGAUCACGAUCGAGAUCGCAUUCGAACGGCCCUUCUCGCUCGAGAAGCCAAUCUGCCAGUGAGGUCGAUCUGCCAGUCUCGGAAGAUGCACCGCAUGUGACUAGUCCGACUUCUGAAGAUCUGCCUGAAGCACGCGUGACCAAGCUACAACGAUCGAGCUCGAGGGACAAGAUGUUGCAGACUGCGACAGUGCCAGCUCAGAACGGCAGACUGAAGCAUCUUUCGCCUCAGCCUGUCGGCUCGUCAGAUCUUCAACGGAAUCUGCUAAGCGGCGAUCAGAUGCGCAGGCCCGCAGUCGCCGCGUCGUCUCCGGACAGCGGCCUGCCAUCGAUCAGCAAUCCACCCAUCAGACGGCCUCAAGUAGCGCACCGCAAGAUAAUAGACGACGAUAGCUCACCUUUGCAGCCGAUAGCUAAUGCGCAUACUUCUGCGGUGCAGCGGCAACACUCCUCACCCACCCAGCCGGUGCGGGAUCAACAACAAUUCUCAAUGCAGCCGCAGCAGGCGCAAAUGCACAGGCAGCAGCUUCAGCAACAGGAACAUCAGAGGCAAAUGGCGAUGAGGCAGCAAUCCAAUGUGCCUCUUGUCAAUUACGCGCCUCCCUAUGCACAGCAAAACCCGCAAGCGCAACUAUCGCAGUAUCACUAUUCACCUCAGCUAGGCCAAUAUGGUGCGACCCAGCAUCAGCUCGGCCAGCCCUCGAUUCCGAUACAUGUGCAUCCGCACAUGUCUAGCGCUAUGUAUCAGCAGCCCGGCGGAUACAUCAACCCGCUCGGUCGUAGCGGAGCUGCAUAUUAUUCCCCUCCCGCCGAUGGCCGGAUAGCUGGCUUUAGACCGCCGCCUCCUAUCCCAACUGUCAACACCAUGGUUCGAAAACACGCCGUCCCGUCGCCUGCGCGGCCGAGACAGAACGGACAUCCUUCUCCGCAGAACCUGCACUCGAAUGGCCAUCAGCCUCAAUCGAUGGCUCAACGGAGCUCGCCUCAGCAGCCGGCGCCGAAGCGAAAGCUCGUGAAGCGGCAGAUAGAAAGCGAGAGCGAGGAAGAUGAGUUUGAGGAGGGCGACUCGGACGCGAGAGCGGACUCCGAGGAGGGCGUCGACGCUGCAGAAGUCCUGCAAUUCUUCAACGACUCGCCAUCCGAAUUAUUGGCAGACGUCAUCUCUAUCAAACCUGCAGCACUCAAGAUCCUGCUCAGUCUGCGGCCCUUUGAGAGCACACAAGACAUUCUCGCCAAGCUCAAGGCUACGAAGGGCGUCAGCACGAAGAUCUACGAGAAUUAUGCCGAUCUUGCCAACAGCUACGUGGCAGUAGACAAGAUAUUCAAAAAAUGCGAAACGAUCGGCGACCAGGUGUCAAAGACGAUGCGCAUCUGGAGAGGCGCAGACAGUGCCAGACCGAAAACAUACCUUUCAAGCGUCGCUGCAAGCUCGGGCACGUCGCGCGCCAGCACGCCCGAUACCGAUUCUGGUGCUACCCAGUUGACGACGUUUAAUGAGGAAGCAUACUUGCAGAGCACCCAGGCCUCAGCCCGAGCAGAUGUCAAGGCGGCCUUCGACGGCUACAUGCGCGAGCAACCGAAAUCGCUCUCCAAAGACGUACAGCUCAAAUCGUACCAGAUCUUAGGCGUCAAUUGGCUCAAUUUGCUGUACAAGAAGAAGACAAGCUGCAUUCUCGCGGAUGAGAUGGGUUUAGGGAAGACAGCGCAGAUUAUUGCGCUACUCGCGCAUCUGCAAGACAUCGGCUCGCCCGGGCCUCAUCUCAUCAUUGUGCCUUCGUCGACUCUAGAGAAUUGGUCUCGAGAGUUUGCAAGGUUUGCGCCAGAGCUAAAUGUCGCGACAUAUUACGGCACACUCGCCGAACGCGCCGUGCAACGAGCCGAGUAUCGGGAGGCAAAAGACCUCGACGUAGUCAUCACGACAUAUCAGACUUCGACUAGCGGUCCGGACGACCGCAAAUUUUUGCGGAAGAUGCGCUUCGAGACGUGCACGUAUGACGAGGGGCAUCAGCUCAAGAAUAGCAUGAGCAAGAAAUACAAAGAGCUCAUGGACAUUCAUGUCAAUUGGAGAUGCUUACUGACCGGCACGCCUUUGCAAAACAAUCUUCAAGAGCUCUUGUCACUGCUUGCGUUCAUCUUGCCCGACAUCUUCCUUGACAAAUCUGAAGCCUUCAAAGCAAUCUUCAAAUUGCCUGCCGAUGCUCAGCAAGGCUUGCUGUCGCAAGGCUUAUUGUCUCAGAAGCGCAUAGAAGCCGCCAAGCGCGUCAUGACACCCUUCGUCCUGCGCCGGAAAAAGCUGCAGGUUCUCACAGAUCUGCCAAAGAAGAUUGAGAUUGUCGAAUAUUGCGAUAUGACGUCCUUGCAAAAGGAAGUAUAUCGCGAGACCUUGCGGCGGUCUAAAAAGUCCAUGCGAGCAGCCGAUGCAAAGCUACUUGGCACGCAAGCUGGCGCCGCUCCGGCUGCUCCUGUCGAGACGCAGAAGACAGUCAAGACGACGCCAAAACGCAUCGGUGGACCAUCUGAUGCGUCGUCGAACAUUAUCAUGGAUCUACGCAAAGCGGCAAAUCAUCCGAUGCUCUUUCGCCGGCUGUAUACCGACAAGAAGAUUCGCGCCAUGGCUCGCGACUGCUUACGGGAGGUCGAAUUCCACGAUCGCAGUGAAGCACUCAUAGUCGAAGAUAUGGAGAUCAUGACCGACUUUGAAUUGCAUCGCUUCUGCGAGCCAUACAAGCAUCUGCAAAAGUAUCGGCUCGGCGAUACGCAAUGGAUGGAGGCGGGCAAGGUCAAAAAGCUACAGCAGCUCUUGCCGGGCCUCAAGGCAAAAGGCCACCGCGUCCUGCUCUUCUCGCAAUUCACGCAGGUGCUGGACAUCAUCGAAUCGAUCAUGGACACGAUGGAUAUGCGGUAUCUCAAGCUGACCGGUCAGACGUCGGUCGUCGAACGGCAAGGAAUGGUCGAUGAUUUCACUAAUGAUCCCGAGAUUACCGUCUUCCUGUUAUCCACCCGUGCUGGCGGUCUCGGCCUCAAUCUCGUCGCUGCUAACACGAUCAUACUAUGGGACCAAGAUUUCAAUCCUCACAACGACAAGCAGGCUGAGGAUCGAGCGUACCGGAUCGGUCAAACCUCGGACGUGACUGUCUAUCGCUUCAUCACAAAGCAAACCAUCGAGGAAGACAUGCACAGUCUCGGUCAGACGAAGCUAGCACUCGACCAGGAGAUCUCAAAGAGCGAUGAUACCAGGGACACAUCUAAAGUCUCUCUAGCCGCCUCGCUCGCUGGCGAAGGCAACGAGGAGCUCGUUGAGAAGCGUAUGAAGGCGACACUGCUUUCCAAGAUCGUCGAUAGAAUGUCUGAAUCGGACGACGAAGACGCGGUCGGCGAGAAUGAAGGAGACGAUGAUUAUACGCAGUAG
Molecule: messenger RNA, 3939 nt
Organism: Mixia osmundae IAM 14324
Lineage: Eukaryota; Fungi; Basidiomycota; Mixiomycetes; Mixiales; Mixiaceae
Exons: 4
Coding region: 1-3939 (1312 amino acids)
Cellular component (GO): nucleus
Molecular function (GO): ATP-dependent chromatin remodeler activity; DNA binding; ATP binding
Source: RefSeq, a predicted model, not a curated record